UCCAGUUGUCCACUGACAGCUUUACAACAGCUACCAUGCAACGUAUACAUCUGGAAGCUGCGGUCAUACUUGGGAUUUUGAUUUCUCAUAUUUCUAGUCUCAGCAAUGUUUCUCCACCUUCUGACUGUGUGGCUGCUGUGGACACCUGCAUGUCCGAUCUAUGCAAGCGGAGUGAAGAGGCAUUUGUCUCUCAGGGUGUCUGUGAGGAUGAAGGGUGCCAAAUAAAAGGCUUAGCGGUUUGUAACAUGACCAUCCAGACUGCACUGGACCAAUUCCCGUCUCUGCACAGGUGUGUGUGUGCCUGGGAGGAGGAGCGUUGUGACUCUAUACAAUCGCUGGCCACACAAUGCCACCAAAAGCCAGCCGCUAAGCAGAGGAGGAGCUCAGUGAUGGACUGGCAGUCGAGCGAUUUAUUAGGCUACGUAUACGAUCAUUCUGCAUCCUGCUUGGACCAAAUAGGAGUUUGUGUCAGUGAUGCAGUUUGCAACAGGUACCUCGCAGACGUCCUUCAGGCUUGCAUGGCACAGUGCGACCGUGACCGCUGUCAGCAGGCGACUCAGCAGUUCUUUGGCAACAUGCCACACAAUGUUGCAGAGAUGCUCGUCAUGUGCGAGUGUGACACUUCAGAUCACAGCUGUCUGAAAAUGACAACCACUCUGCACAGCGGUACAUGUGGAGGCCACACCCGGAUUUGCCAGGAUACAGUAAACCAGUGUGUUGAGGACAGUAACUGCAGAGACCUUUUGAAAACCUUCCGAGCGAAAUGCUGGAGUCCCGAAGAAGCCCACUGCAGCGACAGUGACCUACAACAUGAUGAAUGUAUCACCCGGAUGGAUCCGGCUUUCAUCCGUGGUGAAGAGUCAGAAUGUAAAAUUGCCUUUUUGGCCACUUUGGGCACAGCACUGCACUAUCCGUGUGCAUGCAAAAGGAUGCGCAAUGACGAUCUGCUGUCGUGCAACAUGAUUCACGAUGUGCUUCAUAACAGAUCACAUUUCAUGACACCUUGGAAAAGCAGCAGUGGUCCUACUGAACCUCCUAAACAUGAUGAAUCUGAGCAAGGUCCCACGUGGUCACAUGAUUAUCUAAUGUAUGCUUUUGUAUCUAUGCUACUCGUUGGAGUUGUUGUAUUAAUACCUCUGGCCGUUGCCAGUAAAAUAUGGAUGUUGAGAAGAAAAGACAAAAUCAAAUUUCACCAUCCGCAGAAAAGUAACUGUGUUGUUAUUCUCUGAUGCUCAUUCAUCUGUUAAAUAAUGAAUAUAUCAUACACAGAUACUUAAUAAUUGUAGAAUUGUAAGAUAUAACAGUUGGUCUUGGUAACAGAUGACAAUGUUGAAAGGAGGCCUAAUCAUUGUGAAUUCAGCUAAAAAAUAAAUCUAUUUAAGAGGGUUGAUAAAAAACUACAUUGUUAGGUAUAAAUGUUGCACAUGUCAUCGGUA
Molecule: messenger RNA, 1436 nt
Organism: Pseudoliparis swirei
Lineage: Eukaryota; Metazoa; Chordata; Actinopteri; Perciformes; Liparidae
Gene: gfral
Product: GDNF family receptor alpha like
Exons: 9
Coding region: 36-1229 (397 amino acids)
Biological process (GO): nervous system development
Cellular component (GO): signaling receptor complex; external side of plasma membrane
Molecular function (GO): signaling receptor activity
Source: RefSeq, a predicted model, not a curated record